Serendipita indica DSM 11827 is the source of this 990-nucleotide messenger RNA. The record is from the annotation of a GenBank genome assembly. Lineage: Eukaryota; Fungi; Basidiomycota; Agaricomycetes; Sebacinales; Serendipitaceae.
AUGGCAAUGAAAUUUGCCAUUUUACCUCGAGCCGUUCUCGGCACCUCUCACAGCAGUGACUCCAAGGAAAUAUCAGCAGCGGAAGAUGCCAACGCGUUUCCACUUCUUCGCCUACCACACCCCAGGACCGGCCAUCCUGCACUCUUUCUUCCGUAUGAGAGACAAGGUGUAACUGAAAAGGUGGUGGAAAUCUUGGAGAUUCACGCCGUGAAUCCGCCUGCAUCUCGGUCUUGGUUUGUGCAGGACCAUAUAGUCGAAGAUGGUAAACUUCUCCUUAUGACACCGAUCGACCCUCUUUUUCUGCUGCUACCCAUCUUUGACAUUGCCUCUGGCGACGAAGCAAAAAAGUUUCGUACCUAUGAUGAUUUCUUGAGCGUCGCAUCACAGCACUUUGAGCAGAAAAGUCACCAAGAGGGCGCCACGGUGCUCAGCCUCGACAUUCUCAACUUGGGUUCUCUUGCAUGCACGUUUACUGCAAUUGCCCGAAUUUGUGAAACUCAGACCCUCGACGAUUCCAUCACACUCUACCGAUUCUCUCGACAAAAACUCGUCCAGCAACUUCGAGAGAAGGCAUCGAGGCUGGCUGCGUCGAACAUACAGUCCACCGUGCAAACAAUCCACCGUGCAUUGGCCAAGGACGGGCUAGGUGCUGAUGAUGAAGCAGAUGAAAAGUUGAAAGAAGCGGGCAGACUGAAAAUGGCCUGCGAGAUCCUCUCCCAAUAUCUUCCUCCCGCAAUCUAUCAAGAAUUGCUACAGAGCUACGAUUUCACGAGCCUUGACGCCUACACGCGCACCAUUCGUGCAAGCGACACCCAAACAACCAGCAGUGACGCGAAGCAAUCAUCCAACACAGAGGGAGCGACAAACUCCAAGAAGCGAAAAGCCGACACUCAGGUCUCAAAGGGAGCCCAGAAACUACAAAAGACUGACACUUCAAAAAUGCCCAAACUCACGUCCUUUUUUACCAAGAAACCUGCAACCUCCAAAUAA